AGGAGGGCGGAGUUAACCAGCUCGCUCAACCACCGGAGUGGACGACGGGUAGAUAUGUGUUGAGCCGGACUAGUUGACCCAUUGUGGGGGUUAAAGUGCUUUUUUUUUUCUUUUUUUUUUUCCUGUUGAUAGCAUUUCUAGCUCGUGGCGCCCCGUCAAAAAUGAUGCGCUUCCUUCUUCUCUUCAGUCGCCAGGGGAGGCUGCGUCUGCAGAAGUGGUUUACGCCCCUGUCAGAGCGAGAGAAGAAGAAGAUCAUCAGGGACAUGACCACCAUGGUGUUGGCACGACAGCCACGCUCCUGCAACUUCCUGCACUGGAAAGACCUUAAGAUUAUUUACAAGAGAUAUGCAAGCUUGUAUUUCUGCUUGGCCACAGAGAACCAGGAGAAUGAGCUGCUUGCCCUGGAGGUUAUUCAUCGCUACGUGGAGCUGCUGGACAAAUACUUUGGCAAUGUGUGUGAGCUGGACAUAAUCUUUAACUUUGAGAAGGCCUAUUUUAUCCUGGAUGAGUUUCUAAUGGGAGGGGAGAUACAAGAAACCUCCAAACAGAUUGUGAAUCGCUCUAUUGAAGCCUCCGACAUGUUGCAGGAGGAUGACAGCAGUGAGUGGUAUGAGGUGGAGCUGUUUGGAUGACCUUGAAUAUGGACAGAAAGACCAUGGAGGAGUAUAUGAGCAAACCUGCAUUUUAACCCAUGGAGAAGGGACAUAAAGGGGAGGAAUCAUGGAACCAAUUGUACUGUAUAUGUGUAAAAGAAGCUUUUCAAUAUGGAAAUGGGAUUAACUUUGAUUCUACCGGACAUUUUCAAAGGCUGAAAUUGGGUGCACUGAAUGUCUGCUCGCUUUCUGCCUUAAACUGCAAUCAGCUUCAUUUGAGAGUAAGUCUAAUAUUUGUUCAUAGUCAUGCAUUCAAGUGAAGGACGGGGUGGGAUAGGAAUGUUUUUACAUUGACUGCCGUUAUUAAAAGGUAAAUGAAGUAGUAAUAGAGGAUAUGAAAAUCAUAGCGAUGAAGUGAUUUUAGAUUUACCAACUUGUUGCUUUUAUACUUAAAUCACAUAUUAAUAUGUUCGAAGUAAAUGGUUUUGUUCCGAAAACACUCUGGACAGAUUUUGGAAAAAUUGUGCUAUUUUACAGCUCUAGUUAGUUUCAAAAAACAAAUUUCUGUCUCAAAAAUAACAGAUUUCUGAGGAGUUUAAAUUAUUUGCUUUUAUAUCAGCAUAUAACUAAUUUUGAAUGAGACUAAUAAUGAUAAAUUUUAUACUGUUUUUAAUCUGUAUAACACAUUACUUAUGAGUGGGAGCAUUAGUCUUUAAAAGGAGCAGUUGCUAGGGUGGCUGUGAAUAUCAUGGUUUUUCAUAAUGUUAAAUUUAUGAUGUUGGAGC
Molecule: messenger RNA, 1378 nt
Organism: Xiphias gladius (swordfish)
Lineage: Eukaryota; Metazoa; Chordata; Actinopteri; Istiophoriformes; Xiphiidae
Gene: ap1s3b
Product: adaptor related protein complex 1 subunit sigma 3b
Exons: 6
Coding region: 162-632 (156 amino acids)
Biological process (GO): intracellular protein transport; vesicle-mediated transport
Cellular component (GO): AP-1 adaptor complex; membrane coat; intracellular membrane-bounded organelle
Molecular function (GO): clathrin-cargo adaptor activity
Source: RefSeq, a predicted model, not a curated record